This is a messenger RNA of Cheilinus undulatus (humphead wrasse), 3344 nucleotides long. It is a transcript of the gene brsk2a, whose product is annotated as BR serine/threonine kinase 2a. The record is from RefSeq and is a predicted model, not a curated record. Gene Ontology annotation, cellular component: cytoplasm. Lineage: Eukaryota; Metazoa; Chordata; Actinopteri; Labriformes; Labridae. Gene Ontology annotation, biological process: protein phosphorylation; intracellular signal transduction; microtubule cytoskeleton organization. The transcript has 20 exons. Gene Ontology annotation, molecular function: protein serine/threonine kinase activity; tau-protein kinase activity; ATP binding. Bases 219 to 2399 code for a protein of 726 amino acids.
UAGGAGAAAAGAGGAGAGAAAGAGCGAGCCUCACCUCCUCAAACAGCGAGUGAGGUAGGGAAAAAGAGCCAGAAAGCGACAGAGAGAGAGCGCGCGAGGACGAGAAGAGGCUGUGGAGUUAAAGGAAAACAGGCGACAGCGGCUUGGACCUCGCGCGAGGAGUGUUUAUUAUCUACGCUUUUAUUGUAGAAAGUGUCCAACAUUCACACUGAUUCGACAUGUCAUCGUCCGGUAAAGACAACAGCGGUGCCCAACAUGCCAAUUACGUGGGACCUUACCGUUUGGAGAAGACGCUGGGAAAAGGACAGACAGGGUUGGUGAAGCUUGGAGUCCACUGUGUAACAUGCCAGAAAGUCGCUAUAAAGAUCGUCAACCGGGAGAAACUCAGCGAGUCAGUACUAAUGAAGGUGGAGCGGGAAAUAGCUAUUCUGAAGCUCAUAGAACACCCACAUGUAUUAAAGCUACAUGAUGUCUACGAAAAUAAAAAAUACUUGUACCUUGUGCUUGAACACGUGUCUGGUGGUGAGCUGUUUGACUACUUGGUGAAGAAAGGAAGGUUAACACCUAAAGAGGCCAGGAAAUUCUUCAGACAGAUCAUGUCUGCGCUGGAUUUUUGCCACAGUCAUUCCAUAUGCCACAGGGAUCUGAAGCCAGAGAACCUGUUGCUAGAUGAAAAGAACAACAUCAGGAUAGCAGACUUUGGCAUGGCCUCCCUUCAGGUCGGAGACAGUCUACUGGAAACCAGCUGUGGAUCUCCACAUUACGCCUGCCCAGAGGUCAUCAGGGGGGAGAAAUAUGACGGGAGGAAAGCAGACGUCUGGAGCUGUGGGGUCAUUCUGUUUGCCCUGUUGGUGGGUGCACUGCCGUUUGACGAUGACAACCUGAGGAAUCUGCUUGAGAAGGUAAAGCUUGGAGUGUUUCACAUGCCACACUUCAUCCCACCAGACUGUCAGAACCUUCUCCGUGGUAUGAUUGAAGUGGACGCCUCCAAAAGACUAACGUUAGAACAGAUCCAGAAGCACACAUGGUACAUAGGAGGGAAGAAUGAACCAGAGCCAGAGCAGCCCGUGCCCAGAAAGGUGACCAUCCGCAGCCUGCCUUCCGCAGACGACAUUGACCCAGACGUACUGGACAGCAUGCACUCUCUGGGCUGCUUCAGGGACAAAAACAAACUACUGAAGGACCUGCUCUCAGAUGAUGACAACCAGGAAAAGAUGAUCUACUUCCUGUUACUGGACCGAAAGGAAAGGUAUCCCAGUCAGGAGGACCAGAACCUUCCCCCGCGCAAUGAAGUUGAUCCUCCAAGGAAGCGGGUGGACUCUCCGAUGUUAAACCGUCACGGCAAGAGGAGACCAGAGAGGAAGUCCAUGGAGGUCCUCAGUGUUACAGACGGAGGUUCGCCGGUACCAGCUAGGAGAGCGAUCGACAUGACACAGCAUGGACAAAGUAAAUCAGUGUACAGUAAAAGCUUGGAUAUUCCAGACGCUGGUUCAAAACGCAGCAAAGAAGAAAGGUCGCGGUCUAUCAGCGGAGCCUCCUCCGGCCUUUCCACCAGCCCCCUCAGCAGCCCACGGGUCACCCCUCAUCCUUCCCCUCGAGGCAGCCCCCUCCCUACUCCAAAGGGCACCCCGGUGCACACUCCCAAGGACAGCCCAUCCGGGACCCCUACUCCAACGCCGCCACCCAGCCCGUCCAUUGGAGGCUUGCCUUGGAGGACACGCCUCAACUCCAUCAAAAACAGCUUCCUGGGCUCGCCUCGCUUCCACCGCAGGAAACUCCAAGUUCCCACACAAGAGGAGAUGUCCAGCCUCACACCAGAGUCUUCCCCAGAACUUGCCAAAAAAUCCUGGUUUGGUAACUUCAUCAACCUGGAAAAAGAGGAGCAGAUCUUCAUCGUCAUCAGAGACAAGCCUCUCAGCUCCAUCAAGGCCGACAUCGUUCAAGCCUUUCUCUCGAUCCCCAGCCUGAGCCACAGUGUGAUCUCUCAGACCAGUUUCCGAGCAGAGUACAAGUCCACAGCAGGCCCCACAGUCUUCCAGAAACCAGUCAAAUUCCAGGUGGAUAUCACCUACACGGAGAGCACAGCUGCCACCAAGGAGAACGGCAUCUACUCUGUCACAUUCACCCUGCUCUCAGGACCCAGUCGGCGCUUCAAGCGAGUAGUGGAGACGAUUCAGAGCCAGUUGUUAAGCACACACGACCAGCCCGGGGUCCAGCAGCUGUCUGACGAGAAGAAUGGACAGGUGCCCUACCCCUCUGGCACGCCCACCAAGCGCUGCCCCUCGCCCAUGCACGUCCGGAGGCACGAGCCUGAAAAUAAUGACACCAAAUGCCCCGCGGCGGGCCGAGACAAAGCCAGGUUGUCGCUGGCAUCUGUGGGGACACAAGAGGAGUCUUAAAAAACAAUUCCAGUAUCUCUAUGAGGAACAGAGAGUAUCUCAGCUGGAUAUACAGAAUCACUCAUGGACACUUUUUUAAAUUAAUUUAUUUAGAUAGAAAUAUAUGAGAGAUAUUUUGCAAAAAGCAUACUGCACAUCUAUUAUAAACCUCACCAUCAUCUCCCCCUCCCCUCUCUACCCUAAACAUCUGCUCACCUGUGUUGUUUCUGCUAACCUGUGUGAUGACCUGAUUGUUUCUGAUACCAGGAAUCAUCCAGAAAACCUAUUAAGCCCCUCCUCCUGCUCCCCGCUCCGUCAACCCUCCUUCAACCACCUCCACCCCCUUGAGCACGCCGAAAGAGAGACGGACAUUUGUUGGCGGAGGACUGCUUUUAGAGGUGCGCUGAGAGGGUGGGGGUUACCAUGGAAACAGACCCUUCAUGCAGACUUCUGCCUUCAUCUCCCCCUGAGCCCCUUUUUUUUCCACCUCUGGCAGCCAUCAGUAGAAGUAGAUGAAAAUACCUUUAGCAUCCACCCUCCCUCCCUCCUCAUCUGAGAAACAUGUGCACAAGUAAUACACAAAUGACACACAAGACCCUCCUCUCCAGCCUCUUUCCCCCUCCUCGGGGAGCGUUCACAAUUUGGAAAAAAAAAAAAAAAAUGCAAUUUUACUAAACACACAAACACAAACAUGCAUACAUGCACAGGUCCAGUAUGCACUGAAAACUCUGGGAUGUAUCAACACAAAAAGAAGACACAUUCGCUGGAGGAGAGAAGGGGGAGGAUUUUUCGUGGAAACGCCCAAAAACAGCCGACGCGGAUGCUUGCUGGAUUGUAUUUCUUUGCUUUUUAAUGUACUUUCUUUGUGAAAAACUGGGUUUAAAAUACUGACUUUAUUAGACUUGACUCUAUUGCUGCAACAUGGACUGGAAUUGUGAUUUCAGAGAGGAGCCGGGUGAGAGCAGA